AUGAAACAAAUAUGUAUAACUAUAUUUAAAGUAAAUAAAAUUACAGAACGAUCAAGAAUGGCUGGAAGCGCACAACAAGCAACACAUCUAUGGUGGCAUGUACUGAUUAAAACAUUAGUAAGUAUGCCAUUGAAAACGGCUGAUGACGCAAAAGCUCAAUUGGUUGAUGAAUGUAAAUUAUAUUAUAAAAAUAAUGAAGAUAAACAAAAGAAAAUUAAAGAAUUUUAA
This is a messenger RNA of Didymodactylos carnosus, 228 nucleotides long. NCBI's taxonomy places the organism in Eukaryota, Metazoa, Rotifera, Eurotatoria, Philodinida, Philodinidae. The record is from the annotation of a GenBank genome assembly.